AGAGAGUCUACUGAACUUUAGACAUGAGAGACCCAGGGGGUAAGAGCCUGGCCCAGCUAGAGAACUUGUGCAAACAGCUGUAUGAGACAACAGAUACAACCACUCGACUGCAGGCAGAGAAAGCCCUGGUGGAAUUCACCAACAGCCCCGACUGCCUCAGCAAGUGCCAGCUGCUCCUCGAGAGAGGAAGUUCAUCUUACUCCCAGUUACUGGCAGCUACAUGCCUUACCAAGCUUGUAUCACGCACAAACAACCCCUUACCAUUGGAGCAACGAAUAGAUAUUCGGAACUACGUGCUCAACUACCUUGCCACACGGCCAAAGUUGGCUACCUUUGUGACACAAGCGCUUAUUCAGUUAUAUGCCAGAAUCACAAAACUGGGCUGGUUUGACUGUCAGAAGGAUGACUAUGUCUUCAGAAAUGCAAUCACAGACGUCACAAGGUUUUUACAGGACAGUGUUGAAUAUUGCAUCAUUGGCGUCACAAUUUUAUCUCAGCUAACCAAUGAAAUUAAUCAAGCAGACACCACUCAUCCCCUAACCAAGCACAGAAAAAUAGCCUCUUCUUUCCGAGAUUCAUCACUAUUUGAUAUCUUCACACUUUCCUGCAAUUUACUAAAACAGGCUUCCGGAAAGAACCUGAACUUGAAUGAUGAAAGUCAGCACGGCUUGCUCAUGCAGCUGCUCAAACUUACCCACAACUGCCUGAACUUUGAUUUCAUUGGCACCUCUACUGAUGAGUCCUCAGAUGACCUCUGUACAGUACAGAUCCCCACCAGCUGGAGAUCAGCAUUCUUAGAUUCUUCAACUCUGCAGCUGUUUUUCGACCUGUAUCAUUCCAUCCCUCCUUCAUUUUCACCUCUGGUAUUAUCCUGCUUAGUACAGAUUGCCUCAGUUAGAAGAUCCCUGUUUAACAAUGCCGAGAGAGCCAAGUUUCUCUCUCAUCUUGUCGAUGGUGUUAAAAGAAUACUGGAAAAUCCACAGAGUUUAUCAGACCCCAACAACUACCAUGAGUUUUGCAGACUACUGGCCAGAUUGAAAAGUAACUACCAACUGGGAGAAUUGGUUAAGGUGGAAAACUACCCUGAAGUCAUCCGAUUGAUAGCCAACUUUACAGUGACCAGCCUACAGCACUGGGAAUUUGCCCCAAAUAGUGUGCACUAUCUCCUGAGCCUGUGGCAGCGGUUGGCAGCCUCUGUGCCAUAUGUCAAAGCCACAGAACCCCAUAUGCUGGAAACAUAUACUCCAGAGGUCACCAAAGCCUACAUCACAUCCCGUUUGGAAUCUGUGCACAUCAUACUGAGAGAUGGCCUGGAAGAUCCCCUGGAGGAUACAGGUCUGGUCCAGCAGCAGUUGGACCAGCUGUCCACCAUCGGGCGUUGCGAGUAUGAGAAGACCUGUGCACUCCUUGUGCAGCUGUUUGACCAGUCAGCCCAGUCCUACCAAGAGCUGCUGCAGAGUGCCAGCGCCAACCCGAUGGACCUCGCAGUGCAGGAGGGACGUCUGACCUGGCUCGUGUACAUCAUUGGAGCCGUGAUAGGUGGGCGGGUUUCCUUUGCCAGCACUGAUGAGCAAGAUGCUAUGGAUGGCGAGCUUGUCUGUCGGGUGCUCCAACUCAUGAACCUAACAGAUUCCCGCUUAGCUCAGGCGGGUAAUGAGAAGCUCGAAUUGGCCAUGCUGAGUUUUUUUGAACAGUUCCGUAAGAUCUACAUUGGAGACCAGGUGCAGAAAUCCUCGAAGCUGUAUCGCCGACUCUCAGAAGUUCUUGGCUUGAAUGAUGAGACCAUGGUCCUAAGCGUCUUCAUAGGAAAAAUCAUCACCAACUUGAAGUAUUGGGGCCGCUGUGAACCAAUCACCUCCAAGACACUACAGCUUCUCAAUGACCUCUCCAUUGGCUACAGUAGCGUAAGGAAGCUGGUGAAGCUUAGUGCGGUACAGUUCAUGCUGAACAAUCACACAAGCGAGCACUUUUCAUUUUUGGGUAUUAACAAUCAGUCCAACCUGACAGACAUGCGGUGUCGGACUACCUUCUACACGGCACUUGGGCGUCUCCUCAUGGUGGAUUUAGGAGAGGAUGAAGAUCAGUAUGAGCAGUUCAUGCUGCCCCUCACAGCAGCUUUCGAGGCAGUGGCCCAGAUGUUUAGCACUAACACUUUCAACGAGCAAGAGGCAAAGCGAACUCUAGUUGGCCUAGUGAGAGACCUCAGAGGGAUAGCGUUCGCCUUCAAUGCCAAGACCAGCUUCAUGAUGCUGUUUGAAUGGAUAUACCCAUCCUAUAUGCCAAUUCUCCAGCGGGCAAUUGAACUCUGGUACCAUGAUCCAGCCUGCACCACGCCUGUGCUCAAGCUGAUGGCUGAACUAGUUCAUAACAGAUCUCAGCGACUCCAGUUUGAUGUCUCUUCCCCUAAUGGCAUCUUACUUUUCCGAGAAACCAGCAAAAUGAUCACAAUGUACGGCAAUCGUAUCCUGACACUAGGAGAGGUCCCGAAGGAUCAGGUCUAUGCACUGAAGCUUAAGGGCAUCUCCAUCUGCUUCUCCAUGCUGAAGGCUGCCCUCAGUGGGAGUUACGUCAAUUUUGGAGUCUUCCGCCUCUAUGGAGAUGAUGCCCUGGACAACGCUCUGCAGACCUUUAUCAAGCUGCUCCUCUCCAUCCCCCACAGUGACCUCCUGGACUACCCCAAGCUCAGCCAGUCUUACUACUCAUUACUGGAAGUCCUGACACAGGACCAUAUGAACUUUAUCGCAAGUCUGGAACCUCAUGUCAUCAUGUAUAUUCUCUCUUCCAUUUCUGAAGGACUUACUGCACUUGACACCAUGGUAUGCACAGGCUGCUGCUCCUGCCUGGACCACAUUGUGACGUACCUCUUCAAGCAGCUGUCGCGUAGCACCAAAAAGAGAACAACACCCCUGAACCAGGAGAGUGACCGCUUUCUGCACAUCAUGCAGCAGCAUCCAGAGAUGAUCCACAGUAAAGUAAUUCUCAACCCCAUUGCAUCCACAAAAUGUCCCAAAGGAUUUUCCUCUGAGAUUGGUACCUAG
Messenger RNA from Octodon degus (degu), 3038 nucleotides. RefSeq names its product exportin 7 (gene Xpo7). Gene Ontology annotation, cellular component: cytoplasm; nuclear pore. Gene Ontology annotation, molecular function: small GTPase binding; nuclear export signal receptor activity. The transcript is spliced from 26 exons. Gene Ontology annotation, biological process: protein export from nucleus. The coding region runs from base 24 to 3038 and encodes 1004 amino acids. The record is from RefSeq and is a predicted model, not a curated record. Lineage: Eukaryota; Metazoa; Chordata; Mammalia; Rodentia; Octodontidae.